CACGGACACCUCUGCCAGCUGGCUGCCGGGGUCCUCGUAGCUGCUUAGCCGAGUUGCUAAGUGGAUAGCAAACACGUACGCAGUAGCUCAGUGAAACGGGAACAAACUCUUUUCGUGGACUCUUCAGGGCAAGAAUGAUGCCAAAAGCUGUCAGGUUUUGCGCCAAGCAUGAAGGCGUGUUCGUCACUUCAUUAGGGAUGAGCUGACCUCGGCCACCUUUGUCGUCGUGUUGCGCUUCCUGCCGAGCCUCCGCUGAGACACGGCGCGGCGCCCGCCCUGCCCACCGCUGCUCUCCCACCUGCACCACCGAGUACGGCAUCAAGCAUGUAUUGCCUGCAGUGGCUGCUGCCGGUGCUGCUGAUCCCCAAGCCGCUCAACCCGGCGCUGUGGUUCAACCACUCCAUGUUCAUGGGCUUCUACCUGCUCAGCUUCCUGCUGGAGAGGAAGCCGUGCACCAUCUGUGCCUUGGUCUUCCUCGCCGCCCUCUUCCUCAUCUGCUACAGCUGCUGGGGAAACUGCUUCCUCUAUCACUGCCAGGACACCGCCCUGCCACACGCAGCCCACGACCCGGCUAUCGUGGGAACCUAGAGGCCCGCCACCACCAUGCUGGAUACAAGACCAACUUUGAUGGAAAGACUCGAUGAAGGACUUGAAAACGGAAAAAGCGGCGGACGUUUUGUUUGUUCUUGCGUGUGUGUGUGUGUUUACUCAGAAUCUGACACACCGGACAAUCAACGUUGCCGACCACUCCUUUUUCUCUGACUUGACGCACUCAAACACACACACGAAUCCAGUAUUUUCAGCAGAUGCAAAAGAAACAACACACACACACACACUCGUAUCUGGAAACACACACAUUUAAGUUGGAUGGCAACUUUUUUUUUUUUUUUAAUUCUUGUGUUGCGUCACAAAGUUGUUUUUGGUUUUUAGGUGGAAUAAAAUAUUUUUUUCCCCUUC
Molecule: messenger RNA, 957 nt
Organism: Hippocampus zosterae (dwarf seahorse)
Lineage: Eukaryota; Metazoa; Chordata; Actinopteri; Syngnathiformes; Syngnathidae
Gene: blcap
Product: bladder cancer associated protein
Exons: 4
Coding region: 325-588 (87 amino acids)
Source: RefSeq, a predicted model, not a curated record